Messenger RNA from Spinacia oleracea (spinach), 1575 nucleotides. Its product is annotated as alcohol dehydrogenase-like 7. Gene Ontology annotation, biological process: formaldehyde catabolic process. The coding region runs from base 117 to 1286 and encodes 389 amino acids. The transcript is spliced from 10 exons. NCBI's taxonomy places the organism in Eukaryota, Viridiplantae, Streptophyta, Magnoliopsida, Caryophyllales, Amaranthaceae. Gene Ontology annotation, cellular component: cytosol. The record is from RefSeq and is a predicted model, not a curated record. Gene Ontology annotation, molecular function: alcohol dehydrogenase (NAD+) activity; S-(hydroxymethyl)glutathione dehydrogenase [NAD(P)+] activity; zinc ion binding.
UAACAUUGUAGCCACCAAACCCCACUAACUUUAAUUUGUGACUAACAAAAAAAACAAUUACUUAACUGAUUUAGUGUGUAUAAUGAGUGAUUACAAAGGCAGAUAGAUAGAAGAAAAUGGCAGAUAUGAACACCUCCAUUGGAAACACAGAAAGAAAACCUAUUCGUUGCAAAGCUGCUGUAGCUAGAAAAGCAGGGCAACCAUUGGUGAUAGAGGAGGUGAUAGUGGCUCCACCAAAAGCUUAUGAAGUUCGUAUCAAGAUCCUUUGCACUUCACUUUGUUAUAGCGACAUCACCUUCUGGAAAUUAAAAGAUCCUCCCGGAUGCUUUCCAAGAAUCAUGGGCCAUGAGGCUGUUGGGAUCGUAGAGAGUGUAGGAGAAGGAGUGGAUGAAAUAAUGAAAGGAGAUUAUGUUGUACCAGUUUUCAUAGCUGAUUGUGGUGAAUGUAAGGAUUGCAAAUCAAGCAAGAGCAACUUGUGUUCGAAGCUUCCAUUUAAGGUCUCCCCAUGGAUGCCAAGGGAAGAGACAAGCAGAUUUACUGAUUUAAAGGGGGAAACUCUCUUUCACUUCUUGUUCGUUUCAAGCUUUUGCGAAUAUACUGUUGUCGACAUUGCUCAUCUCACUAAACUUCACCCUCAAAUUCCUCCCAACAGGGCAUGCCUUCUCAGUUGUGGGGUUUCCACCGGGAUAGGUGCUGCUUGGAAGACUGCGAAUGUCGAACCUGGAUCCUCAGUUGCUAUAUUUGGCAUGGGAGCUAUUGGAUUGGCGGUUUAUUACGACUUUUAUUGGACCUCAAAGGUUGCAGAGGGAGCUAGGCUUUGUGGAGCAACUAAAAUAAUAGCAGUAGAUGUAAACCCGGAUAAAUUUGAAAUUGGUAAAAAGUUUGGAGUCACCGACUUUAUCAACCCUAAAAGUUGUGAGGAUAAAUCUGUCAGCCAGAUUAUAUGCGAGAUGACAGACGGAGGUGCAGAUUAUUGUUUCGAAUGUGUAGGCAUGUCGACUUUGGUAGAGGAAGCUUAUGCUUCUUGCCGAAAGGGUUGGGGUAAAACGGUUGUGCUAGGAGUGGACAAGCCAGGUUCACAACUGAGCCUCACUUCUGCUAAUGUAUUGUGUAGCGGCAAAACUCUAACAGGGGCAUUGUUUGGAGGUCUAAAGGCGAAAUCUGAUAUUCCUAUCCUUGUAAAACGUUAUUUGGACAAGUUAAAGAUAUUGGUGGUCAAAGUUGUGCAUUGGCAAACGCGUCCAGUCAAAACGGUGCGAGUAUUAAAGGACGGAGGGAGUAACUAGUUUAGGGCCCGUGUAACGCACAGCUACUACAAAAACAAUUUAUUAUUUUAAUAGUAAUUAAAAGACUUGUGAUAUUAUGAAAACAUUAAAGUAAAAGGAUAUAUGAAAAAAUAUAAAUUCAAAGUUGUGUAAAAAAAUAUUCAAAUGAACUAAAUUUGCAUAUUACUAUACAAAGUUAAAAAUUAUAGGCGUUUAUUUGUAUGUAGAACGAUCUAACAACGUUAACCAAACCCGAAUGACUCAAGACUAAUUUUCGAAAAGACCCGAGCAUAACCGAGUUAGUCAAAUA